Molecule: messenger RNA, 1413 nt
Organism: Arabidopsis lyrata subsp. lyrata
Lineage: Eukaryota; Viridiplantae; Streptophyta; Magnoliopsida; Brassicales; Brassicaceae
Exons: 3
Coding region: 33-863 (276 amino acids)
Molecular function (GO): zinc ion binding
Source: RefSeq, a predicted model, not a curated record
UAGAGGCUGAACUUGCAAAUGCAGAGCAUAGGAUGUGUGGAAGGCAUAUAUAUGCUAACUGGAAGAAGCAAGGUUUCUCAAGGUCAGAAUACAAGAAUCUCUUUUGGGGAGUAGCUUACAGCUACACUGAAGGAGAGUACGAGGAGAAGUUGGAUUUGGUCAAGGCAUAUGAUCCUUCAGCCUAUCAAGCCUUACUAGCAACCGAACCGGAAAGGUGGUGUCGUGCCUUCUUUAAUGUUCAGUCACAUUGUGCUGAUGUGCACAAUAAUUUGUCAGAGAGUUUUAAUAGGACAAUAAAAAUGGCAAGGUCUAAGCCAAUAAUUAAUAUGCUGGAGGAUAUAAGAAGACAGGCUAUGAGAAGGAUUUCUAGAAGGUGUCUGAAGGCAGAGAAGCUGGAAACUCCUGUUACACCAAUCACAAUGGCAUUAUUGGAGAAGGCAAGGUUGGCAAAGCAGUAUUGUGGUACACUACGUAGUAGCAAGACUUUAUAUGAGGUAAAUGAGUUUGAAAAUGGAUACAUUGUUGAUUUGGCUACCCAUGAAUGUGCAUGUAGAAGAUGGGAUCUUACAGGGAUACCAUGUAGACAUGCUGUAUGUGUUCUAGAUGAUAAUCAAGAUGAUCCAGUACGGUAUGUUGCUGAUUAUUACUUCACUCCAGUCUUUAAGAAGACAUAUGAAGAGAACAUCAAACCUGUAAAUGGUGAGAAACUUUGGAUGAGGACAAAUAAGCCUCCAAUAGGGAUACCUGAGAUGAGAAAACCAAGAGGGAGACCAAAAAACAGAGACAGACAAAAAGAACCUUUUGAAGACUUACAAAUUAAAUCCAGGGAAAUCAACAAGACACGGCAGGAUUCCACAUUGUAGCCGAUGUGGUCAAGCUGGGCAUAACAAGAUUAGUUGCAAGAAUGAACCGGUUGUUGUUGAAGGUCCAAAGAACAAACGUGGGAGACCAAAGAAGCUUAUAGAUGAGUAUCGUCCAAAGCCACCACCAAAGCCAAGAAAAAGAAAAGACACCCAUACUGUUGGAAGUAGUUCUCAGCCUGUACAAGUUGGUGAAUCAAGCUCACAAAUUCCAGUUACUUCUAGUGCUCCUCAGCCGUCAACCUCAUCAAAUCAAAUGCAGCCACAUGUGAAGAAAGCUCGAAGAGGGAGACCACUGAAGAUUAGAAAAACAGGUAAAAUUCCACACGGUGUUGGAACAUUUUGGAGUCCAUUCACUGAUCGACCUUUUGAGGUUUUUGGAGACCGAGUUUAUGAUAGGUCUGACCUUAACCCAAAGCCUCCAAAAGACCAUAACACGUAGUCAGACCAAUAGGCACCAUGUUUUGGUGACCAAUAGGCACUAUGUUUUCUUUUGAAUUCAUGUAUGACAAUUUGACAUUAUCAGUUAUCUAUAUCAUCAUAUUUUUCUUCA